CCACAGACAGAAGUUGAGAUCUUUCCUGGAGACAGGAAGCUGACGCGAUCUAAAUUGCUUAAACCAUUUACAGUGUUUUUGUCUGGAGGUUUUUGGUUUUGUUGAACUUAUUCUUGGCCUAAAUGUCGCGGUAAAACUUCUGAAGGAUGAAAACUAGAGGUUCACCACCAGCUCCGCCACCGAUUCACGUUCACGUAGCGGAUAGCAUACCUAUCCAUGUUCAUAUGAGGAGGAGUCCCACCAGAACACCACCGGGAACUGAUGCUUCAGUGAAACGAGAUGGAAGCAGGCCAAAGAUCCGGACGCCCUGGAUUCCUCCAGGAAUACUCUCGUGCAAGAGGAUUAUUGGCUCCAACCAGUCUCAGACCAGCAGAUCACAGAUUCAGUCAGACAGUGGGAUCAGGAAUCGGCAAGAUGCAGGGCAACAGGAGGAAGAGCAGCAUGCAGUUUCUGAAGACCUCAGGGUCCUGAUGAAGGAACAUGGCGCUUCAAAGACGUCGGAGUCUUGCGAUCGUCAAAGAAAUGCAGAUGUGCUCCUCAGGACGCUUGUAGAGGCAGAAAUCGAUGGUGUAGCUGUGGUUAAUCAGCUGACAGCUUUGAAGGAAACCAUUGACAGCCUUGCUAAGGAGAAGCGGCUGACGAAGCUUCACACAUCCGCUCUGGGGCGGCAGCAGAAGCUGUUGCUGGAGAAAAUAGAGAUGUUUGAUCAAACAAAUCACAGCCUUCGGGAUCACCUUAGAGACUGGAGCGUCUACGAGAAACAGUUGGCGAUGUGGCCGACGGAGAGAGACACCUUGAGGAAGAAGCUGGCUGACACCGAAACAGAAAACCUGCGACUUGCCGCUGAACUCUCAAACAAGGAGAAACAUGCUUCGAAGCUCUCUGAGCAUCUGGACUUUGAAAAGGGCAACUUGAAGACGACCGAAGAGCUUUCAAGGAUCCUGGACUCGACCCGCAGCCACCUGGUGAACCAGCUGGAGCAAUCUGAGGCGGAAAAGGUCCGCCUGGCCGCUCAGAUCCAGAAGAUGCAGCAAAGUCAGGAGCGUCUGCUGGAGCAGGUCCGGGAUCUCCAGGGCGAGCUGGAGACCCUGAAGAUGAAGAAGGCGCAGGAUGACAAGCAGUGGAAAGAAGAGCGGGAGUCGCUCAGUGUGAUCACGCUGCAUGCCGACCGAGCGGAGGAGGCAGUGAGGCAGCUGGAAAAGAAACUACAGGAGAAGGAGAUGGAGCUGUCUCUCGCUGUGUCCGUGUCCAAAGACUGGUGUCACCGUCACUCGAUAGAAGCAGCUGAGAAACGGCAGCGGGAGGAAGAAAUCUCGAUUGUCAAACAGAAGCUCAUCGAUCUGAACUCUCGGCUUCGCGCAGUGGAGGAGAAGAAUCGGGCCGAGAGAGAGGAGCUCAGAAAUCAGCUUCAGCACCUCAACGCGGAGAACGCCUCCACCAAGCUGGAGAACCAAACGCUCAGGAGAGAGUUGGCGUCGACUGACGAGAAAUUAAAGGGACUUCAAUCUGAGGCUCGUGAGCUGAAAUCAUCAAUGAAAAAAUCUGAGAACCUGGUGGAGAAAUUCAAGCAGAAGGUUCAUCAGGCUCGCCUGGAGUCAGAGGAGUACUGUCUGAAGCUGGAGACGACGCAGCGGGAGGCCCGGGAGCAGAGGGCGCGCCUGGAGAACGAGAAGGAACAAGUGAAACGGGAGCUGCUGAACCGGUUGCAGGAGUUCGAGACGCUGCCGGAGAAACUGAAGCGGAUUGAGCAGCAGCUCCGAGAAGCCCAGGACGACACUAACACCUACGAGAGGAGGAACCUGGAGCAUCAUGCUGUCCUGUCUGAAGUCAGACACAAGGUCGAGCACCAAGGUGCUCAGCUGGAAACGGUUCAGCAGAGGAAUCUGCUGCUGCAGGAGGAAAACAACGUCCUGAAGGAGAAAAUUAACAACCUAGAGAGGAAGCUGGAGGAUAUGAAUGCAGAAAACAGAGCGAUGUCCCAGGCUGUCAGCAUGAAGGAAGGAGGCAUCCGCAGCCUUCAGCAGCAGCUGGAGGAGAAAACAUACGAGUGCACCGUCGUGUCCCAGCAGCUGCAGGAAACUCUGGGCAACACUCAAAGACAGGUGGACGACAGCAUACAGCGACUUCUGGCCAAAGAGAAAGCAUCACAGUCCACAUCAUUGGAGCUGCAGAACCAGCUGAGUCGGGCCAAAUUGGAGCUGAGUCAGCUGCAGCGAAGCAAGGAGGACAUGGAGCGCCGCUUCCAUUCUCAACUUCAGAACUUGAGGGAGCGACUGGACCAGUCGGAUUCCACAAACCGCAGUUUGCAGAACUACGUUCAGUUUCUGAGAAACUCGUAUAAAAAUGUCUAUGGAGACUGCUUGCUGAGCACCACUGAUCCGUUCCCGGAGCAAUAAAGCACAAAUGAAUUUACAUUUAUUGUGAAAUCAAAUGUUUUUAAAAUGUGAAUUAUUUAUUGU
This is a messenger RNA of Xiphophorus maculatus (southern platyfish), 2459 nucleotides long. Its product is annotated as outer dense fiber protein 2. The record is from RefSeq and is a predicted model, not a curated record. Gene Ontology annotation, biological process: regulation of cilium assembly. The coding region runs from base 147 to 2396 and encodes 749 amino acids. The transcript is spliced from 17 exons. Gene Ontology annotation, cellular component: centrosome. Lineage: Eukaryota; Metazoa; Chordata; Actinopteri; Cyprinodontiformes; Poeciliidae.